This is a messenger RNA of Entamoeba invadens IP1, 546 nucleotides long. RefSeq lists its product as hypothetical. Bases 1 to 546 code for a protein of 181 amino acids. The transcript has a single exon. Lineage: Eukaryota; Evosea; Mastigamoebida; Endamoebidae. The record is from RefSeq and is a predicted model, not a curated record.
AUGUUACCAAUAGUGGAUAGACCGUUACUCAAUGAAGCGGAAUUGGCAACAGGACAUGAACGACUCUUUGGACCCGAUAUUUAUGUGUUACAAGAUGAAAAGAAAUCUGAACUACUAAAAUCCACAUUUGAAGAACUUGUCAAAUCAUAUAUUACCACAAAAGACCAACUUGUUUCGACUCCAGAUACACUCACCAAAAUGUCCGAGUAUUAUGUCUCAAACACAGAAGUUUCAAUAACAAAAGAAGACCGAAUGAAAUCAUUACAGGAGCAAAUGGAGAUACACGAACGCAUCUAUGACAAGAUGGAUGAAGAAGAUAAACGUCGAGAAGAAAUCAAACAAAAGUGCCACCAGUUACAGUUACAACUCACCACUUUAAAAGAAAUUAUUAAUACCAUAAUAAAAUCCAAUAAAAACGAUGAUCUUACAUUUUACAAAACCUAUGAUGAUAAUAUUUACGAGAUGAUCGAUUUAGAAACAAAAUUGUGUGACGAAGAAAAAAGUCCUCUUCUUCUCAAAAUUGCAGACAUUGAACCGAAGCACUAA